Molecule: messenger RNA, 888 nt
Organism: Exophiala dermatitidis NIH/UT8656
Lineage: Eukaryota; Fungi; Ascomycota; Eurotiomycetes; Chaetothyriales; Herpotrichiellaceae
Product: 50S ribosomal protein L38e
Exons: 3
Coding region: 99-473 (124 amino acids)
Biological process (GO): protein-RNA complex assembly; translation
Cellular component (GO): cytosolic large ribosomal subunit; ribosome
Molecular function (GO): structural constituent of ribosome
Source: RefSeq, a predicted model, not a curated record
GAGGACCAGUUCCCUCAUCAGGCAGCCUGAUACUGCCAAAGGGCCCUGGCACGUGACCACGAUGGGAAAAAGUGGGGCCAACGAGGAUUCCGCCCACAAUGAACUGGAGGAGCGAUAUUCGUAUUUCGCAGCCACGAAACUUGAACUACGACUUAGGAAAACGAAACAACCACGCCUCGCCUUCCUACCUCGAUUUACCCAUCCGCUCAGAUCACAUUACCGACAAGAUGCCUGCUCAGGUCACAGACAUUAAGCAAUUCCUCGAGAUUGCGCGCAGAAAGGAUGCCAAAGGUGCCCGCUUGAAGAAGUCGGAAAAGUCCAAGGACAUCAAGAUGAAGAUCCGGUGCAAGAGAUACGUCUACACUUUGAUCCUCAAGGAUUCGGACAAGGCCGACAAGAUCAAGCAGAGCUUGCCUCCUACCAUGCCCUUCCAGGAAAUCAGCAAGAAGACCAAGAAGCCCAAGAAGGCGUAAAUCUAGUCUUUCUUUGAAAAGCAUCUGAUGUUCGGCGCACGGAACGGGGGUCGCUAAGCUGGCCUGCCAUGCUAGACGAGUGACACGAAAUGCUGGGCUGGGCAUCAUGACCACCGCGUUUAGUCUUGGUCCAACCGGGACAACUGAAUACGAGCUGGUUUUCAAGCUGAGUGGGCAGGGGUACGGACGGAGAUGGUCGAGCAGGGGAUGUGGGAUAACCAUACCCUACAGUGCAUUGAUCGUGGCUACCUUCCUACUGGUGUACUAGUAGUAAUACUAGGAGUCGUACAGCAAAGCAAAACUUGAACCGUCACGUCGAAACACAAAACAAAUUCCGUUCUUAAAGUAGUCUCAUCUCGUUGUAUUUCAUUUCAUUUCGUCUGGUUAGCCAUAAGUACAUCUAUGGCAUUGACCU